AUCCCACAAACCAGCCGCCAACAUUGAGGCAAACAAAGUCCUCAUAACCCAUAGCCAAGGAACUGUUGCUCCAUAUGCCACAGGGAACCUGCACAAUUCAAGGUCCAAAAGCGCCAAACAUUCCACAAUUCAACGCCUCCGCAGAUACUUUUCCUUAAGUCUUUCGCAAACUCGUUUCUCAACGCCACAGCCCCCCUUUCCAAGCAGGUGGACCCGUGCAGAAUGUGACGCAGUGCGCCAUGAACCCUCACCACAACAGAAGCUCCAGUCGUCGCAACUCUCUUCUCGGCUACCAGGUUGCAGGGGGAGUACUUCUUAAAGCCCACCGAUCCUCAAUCCUCACACAGGCAAUCCAUCCACUCAAGGUUCGCACAUCGCAGCGUCGCUGCCGAUUCCGACCCCUUUUCCCGAUUCAGCGAGCGUUAGAGUUUUGGUUGUAGUUCUCGACCCGAAAACGUUUGCAAAGCGUGUCGCUUGUUGCUCGCUCGGGUGCCUAUCCAUUCCGAAGUUUCUGUGCAGACGACCUAGUUUGGGAUUCACGUCGCAGGCUCUAGCACAUCCGUUGGCAGCAAUGGCACCGCGAGCCGGAGAGCUUGACAUCGCCGCCUCCGAUGAGCAGGUUGCCGCCGCCCCCCUCGUGAGGAUGCAUGCGCCAAUUCCCAGGGGUCAGCCCCGUGCGGAGGGUCCGGCGUGCGUGCUCGGCAUCGGCACUGCUGUGCCUCCCACCGAGUUCCUGCAGAGCGAGUACCCCGACUUCUUCUUCAACAUCACCAACACCAGCGAGAAGGAGGCACUGAAGGCCAAAUUCAAGCGCAUCUGCGACAAGUCUGGCAUCAGGAAGCGCCACAUGUUCCUCACGGAGGAGGUGCUCAAGGCCAACCCCGGCAUCUGCACGUACAUGGAGCCCUCCCUGAACGUCCGCCACGACAUCGUCGUCGUCCAGGUGCCCAAGCUGGCUGCCGAGGCCGCGCAGAAGGCCAUCAAGGAGUGGGGCGGCCGCAAGUCCGACAUCACCCACAUCGUGUUCGCCACCACCAGCGGCGUGAACAUGCCCGGAGCCGACCACGCCCUGGCCAAGCUGCUGGGGUUGAAGCCCACCGUGAAGCGGGUGAUGAUGUACCAGACCGGGUGCUUCGGCGGCGCGUCCGUGCUCCGGGUGGCCAAGGAUCUGGCCGAGAACAACAAGGGCGCCAGGGUGCUGGCGGUGUGCAGCGAGGUCACGGCCGUCACCUACCGCGCCCCGAGCGAGAACCACUUGGACGGCCUGGUGGGAUCGGCGCUGUUCGGCGAUGGCGCCGGCGUGUACGUGGUGGGAUCCGACCCCAAGCCCGAGGCGGAGAAGGCGUUGUUCGAGGUGCACUGGGCGGGCGAGUCGAUCUUGCCGGAGAGCGACGGCGCCAUCGACGGGCACCUCACGGAGGCGGGGCUCAUCUUCCACCUCAUGAAGGACGUGCCAGGGCUGAUCUCCAAGAACAUCGAGAAGUUCUUGAACGAGGCCAGGAAGUGCGUUGGGUCGCCGGAGUGGAACGAAAUGUUCUGGGCUGUGCACCCAGGAGGCCCGGCCAUCCUGGACCAGGUCGAGGCGAAACUGAAGCUGACCAAGGACAAGAUGCAGGGGAGCAGGGACAUCCUGUCGGAGUACGGCAACAUGUCGAGCUCGUCGGUGUUGUUCGUGCUGGAUCAGAUUCGGCAGAGGUCGGUGAAGAUGGGGGCGUCCACGCUGGGAGAGGGGAGCGACUUCGGGUUCUUCAUCGGCUUCGGGCCGGGGCUGACGUUGGAGGUGCUGGUGCUUCGCGCCGCCGCGAACGUGUAAAUGGGGGAAGCAGGGCGCGAGAAACGCAUCGGAUGAGGGACAGGGAGUGUGCAGGGGCGGUGGCCGGGUGCGGGUGUGGACCACGCUCCUUCGCCGUGCAUGAUUCAGAUCAGCAGCGAGCCGUGCGACCAGCCGCUGGACAUGGAGCUGCUCGUCGGUGAGCAGAUGCGGAGGCGCUACGGACACGGACGUCCCCCGGGUAGCAUCCAAGCGGAUGGAUGUGAAGCCGAGGCCCAAAGUGUAACAUGCAACACCGCAAAGGAAAGAGUUUGACAGAUAUUGUUUCGGCGAUAUGGACUAGCUGCUGAAAGCUCUGGUUUUCAAGCUUUUGACGGUUGUUGUUGUCAUGUUCGAAGUCGUUGCAGUGGCAGUGAUUGUGCUGGAGCAGGAGCAAAAUUUCGUUGCACAAAGGAUUCGGUGUAGUAUAUAUUUAGGUGGAGCUUUAGAUUAAACUGGGCACAGACAAGUGCUCUGCUGGCAAGGCUGCAUGAGCAUAACAUAUCUUGUGUCCAAUGUAUUAUUCUGCGAUGAUUCUAUGAUGCACAUUGCAUAUUUUUCAUUAUGCCA
Molecule: messenger RNA, 2380 nt
Organism: Physcomitrium patens
Lineage: Eukaryota; Viridiplantae; Streptophyta; Bryopsida; Funariales; Funariaceae
Source: RefSeq, a predicted model, not a curated record